Polistes canadensis is the source of this 820-nucleotide messenger RNA. RefSeq names its product allatotropin-like. NCBI's taxonomy places the organism in Eukaryota, Metazoa, Arthropoda, Insecta, Hymenoptera, Vespidae. The record is from RefSeq and is a predicted model, not a curated record. The transcript has 3 exons. Bases 287 to 691 code for a protein of 134 amino acids.
AUCAUUUUAUCAUAUAUAUUUAAUUUUAUUUCAUUUAUAUGAAAUAAUAUAAAUGAUUAUAGAGAGAAAUUGAUACUAAAAGGCGAUGCACGGCGGCUGUUUUUGCGGCCGUUGAGACGCCAGGGUAGGCGGCUUCAUACAAAAGCAACCGAACUAGAUCGAGAAUUCAGUUCUCUCCUUCGUGAUACGUGUUAUUAGAGAUGACUUAUCUAACUUGUCACAGCAUCCUGCUGUAUCUGUGUAAUAUUGCGGAUAACUAACUCUUGUGAGAAAAAUAAACACAACCAUGCAAUUUGGAUUAGUGAUGGCUCUAAUACUUUUCGGAUGGGUUUUGAUGGUGAAUGGAUCCAAAUAUCGAAGUUACAAUAUUCCGAGCGGAAAAAAACCACCGAGAGAUAGAGAGAUACGUGGUUACAGACCAGAUGAAAUAUCUACUUCAAUCGGAGUAGGAUACGGUAAAAGGGAUGGAUCCUACGAAAUUUCUAAUUUUAACAGACGGGAAAGAGUACUUUUGUCUCUUCUUCGUAAUUUUCCACAAGGAAUAACACACACUCCUGAAUUAAUAUUACGAGAAACGAAAACUAAUCCUUAUUUUGCUGGAAAAUUAACGGAAAUGAUAAUUAAUGAUGAUAAUGGUCAAACACCUAUUGGAGAACAAUUACAACCGGAGGGAACCAUAUUCAUAUUUUAAUUUUAAACACGGACAAACAUUCUACUAGAAUAUACAAUUUCUGGCGAUAAAUUUUAGUCCAAUAAAAUUGUGGUAUUUUCAAAAUGGUUUAAUGUGGUUUCUUUCUUUCUUGCUUUUGUAAAAAUAAUA